Ipomoea triloba (trilobed morning glory) is the source of this 1283-nucleotide messenger RNA. Its product is annotated as epoxide hydrolase A-like. Lineage: Eukaryota; Viridiplantae; Streptophyta; Magnoliopsida; Solanales; Convolvulaceae. The coding region runs from base 111 to 1061 and encodes 316 amino acids. The record is from RefSeq and is a predicted model, not a curated record. Gene Ontology annotation, molecular function: hydrolase activity. The transcript has 4 exons.
UAAUCAAUGCCCAAAUGACAAAACGACAACAGCAUCUUCCAUACUGAUUAUGUGUAAGAUUUUUGUUGCACUCUUCACAGACUGCAAACUCUCUCUCUUUCAGGCAAGAAAUGGAUGAAAUAGAGCACAAGUUCAUAGUGGUCAACGGGCUAAAGAUCCACGUAGCAGAGGCUGGAAGUGGGUCGGGUCCAGUUGUGCUGUUCUUACAUGGCUUCCCUGAGAUUUGGUACUCCUGGCGCUACCAGAUGCUUGCGGUGGCCAAAGCCGGUUACAGAGCCAUUUCGCUCGAUUACAGAGGAUAUGGUUUGUCGGAUCAGCCACCACAACCCGAGAACACCACCUUUCUUGAUCUUGUUAAUGACCUCGCUGCACUGCUGGAUACUCUUAGUAUCCCAAAGGUUUUUGUGGUGGGGACAGAUUUUGGAUCGUUAGUUCUGACUAUCUUUAGCCUUCUCCACGAGGAGAGAGUGGUUGGGUGUGUUACAUUGGAUGUGCCAUUCGUGCUUCCUCGUUCUUUUACAUCUGCUGAAGAGCUGCCUGAAGGUUUCUAUAUAGCAAGAUGGAAUGAGCCUGGGCGAGCUGAAGCUGACUUUGGCCGUCUCGAUGCCAAAACUGUUGUGAAGAACAUCUACAUCCUCUUCUCCAGAAGUGAAAUACCAAUUGCUAGUGAAAAGCAGGAGAUCAUGGACAUUGUGGAGCCUUCCACUCCUCUACCUCCUUGGUUCACCGAAGAAGACCUGGCAGCCUAUGGAGCUCUGUAUGAGAAAUCUGGAUUCCGAACUGCAUUGAAGGUUCCGUACAGGUCUCUUGGGGAUGACUAUGAGCGUAUUGAGCUGCCAGCUGAGCCAAGAAUCAAAGCCCCUGCAUUGUUCAUAUCAGGCAAGAAGGAUUAUGUGAUGAAAUUCCCAGGAAUGGAAGAGUAUGUAACCAGUGGGAUGCUGAAAGCUUUGGUGCCCAAUGUGGAGAUAGUGUAUAUACCUGAAGGAACCCAUUUUCUUCAUGAGCAAUUUCCUGAAGAAGUGAAUCAGCUGAUCCUCAAUUUUCUUGAUUCCCACCGUUAAUCAUGAAAGUAUUUUAGAGGUUUGGCCAUGGAUGACUAUAUCUUCUAAGUUCAAAUAAAUUGGUCACUAUAUCCAAUGUUAAGUACUUAAUAAGUUCUGUUAAAUAUGAAUAUCCUCAGCUCCUGUAAUUAGCUUCAUAUAAGUUCUGGGAACCACUUAUGUAUUCAAUGAUGGUAAGAAAACCUAAAUGAAAGGCUGUGUGUGUGUUUAUUGAUUAAAAAA